GGCGGUGGCGGCGGCGGGUCCGUGAGAGUAGCGUGGGGGCGGGGAGGAGAGGCGGCGGCGGCGUAGGAGCUACGCCACACGCGGCCGGGGCGCUGGGAGCUCGAAAGCAGAGCGGGGUCGUGGCGGCGGUGGUGAGACGAGGGAGGCGGAGGAGGGGGUGCCAUGGCGGGGCAGCAGUUCCAGUACGAUGACAGCGGGAACACCUUCUUCUACUUCCUCACCUCCUUCGUGGGGCUCAUCGUGAUCCCGGCCACAUACUACCUCUGGCCCCGAGAUCAGAAUGCCGAGCAAAAUCGAUUAAAGAAUAUCAGAAAAGUAUAUGGAAGAUGUAUGUGGUAUCGUUUACGGUUAUUAAAACCUCAGCCAAAUAUUAUUCCUACAGUAAAGAAAAUAGUUCUGCUUGCAGGAUGGGCAUUGUUAUUAUUCCUUACAUACAAAGUUUCCAAAACAGACCGAGAAUAUCAAGAAUACAAUCCUUAUGAAGUAUUAAAUUUGGAUCCCGGGGCGACAGUAGCAGAAAUUAAGAAACAGUAUCGUUUGCUGUCACUUAAGUAUCAUCCAGAUAAAGGAGGUGAUGAAGUUAUGUUCAUGAGGAUAGCAAAAGCUUAUGCAGCUUUAACUGAUGAAGAGUCCCGGAAAAAUUGGGAAGAGUUUGGAAAUCCAGAUGGGCCUCAAGCCACAAGCUUUGGAAUUGCCCUGCCAGCUUGGAUAGUUGACCAGAAAAAUUCAAUUUUGGUUUUACUUGUAUAUGGAUUGGCAUUCAUGGUUAUCCUUCCAGUUGUUGUGGGCUCUUGGUGGUAUCGCUCAAUACGCUAUAGUGGAGACCAGAUUCUAAUACGCACAACACAGAUUUAUACAUACUUUGUUUAUAAAACCCGAAAUAUGGAUAUGAAACGUCUUAUCAUGGUCUUGGCUGGAGCCUCUGAAUUUGAUCCUCAGUAUAACAAGGAUGCCACAAGCAGACCAACAGAUAAUAUUCUAAUACCUCAGCUAAUCAGAGAAAUUGGCAGCAUUAAUUUAAAGAAGAAUGAGCCGCCACUUACCUGCCCAUAUAGCCUGAAGGCCAGAGUUCUUUUACUGUCUCAUCUUGCUAGAAUGAAAAUUCCUGAGACCCUUGAAGAAGAUCAGCAAUUUAUGCUGAAAAAAUGCCCUGCCCUACUUCAAGAAAUGGUUAAUGUAAUCUGCCAACUAAUAAUAAUGGCCCGGAGCCGUGAAGAAAGGGAGUUUCGUGCUCCAACUUUGGCAUCCCUGGAAAACUGCAUGAAGCUUUCCCAGAUGGCUGUGCAAGGCCUUCAGCAGUUUAAGUCUCCCCUUCUGCAGCUCCCUCACAUUGAAGAAGACAAUCUUAGAAGGGUUUCUAAUCAUAAAAAGUACAAAAUUAAGACUAUCCAGGAUUUGGUGAGUUUAAAAGAAUCAGAUCGUCACAAUCUAUUGCACUUCCUUGAAGAUGAAAAGUAUGAAGAGGUUAUGGCUGUCCUUGGGAGUUUCCCAUAUGUGACCAUGGACAUAAAAUCACAGGUAUUGGAUGAUGAAGAUAGCAACAACAUCACAGUAGGAUCCUUAGUUACAGUGUUGGUUAAAUUGACAAGGCAAACAAUGGCAGAAGUAUUUGAAAAGGAGCAGUCCAUCUGUGCUGCAGAGGAACAGCCAGCAGAAGAUGGGCAGGGUGAUACUAACAAGAACAGAACAAAAGGAGGAUGGCAACAGAAGAGUAAAGGACCCAAGAAAACUGCUAAAUCAAAAAAAAAGAAACCUUUAAAAAAAAAACCUACACCUGUGCCCUUAUCACAACCAAAGCAACAGAAACAAAAGCAGGCUAAUGGAGUCGUUGGGAGUGAAGCUGCAGUAAAGGAAGAUGAAGAAGAAGUUUCUGACAAAGGCAGUGACUCUGAGGAAGAAGAAACCAAUAGAGACUCUCAAAGUGAAAAAGAUGAUGGUAGUGACAGAGACUCUGAUAGAGAGCAAGAUGAAAAACAAAACAAGGAUGAUGAAGCAGAGUGGCAAGAAUUACAACAAAGUAUACAGCGAAAGGAGCGAGCUCUGCUGGAAACCAAAUCGAAGAUAACACAUCCUGUUUAUAGUCUUUACUUUCCUGAGGAAAAACAAGAAUGGUGGUGGCUUUAUAUCGCAGAUAGGAAGGAACAGACAUUAAUAUCUAUGCCAUAUCAUGUGUGCACACUAAAAGAUAUGGAAGAGGAAGAAGUUCUGUCUACCCAGACUUGGUGGACAAGAGCAAGGCUUUGAAUUUCAAGAUCUAUGAUGAUGAUUUUUAAUCCAAAAAGUUUUUUCCCACCUUUCUAACCAAGUAGUACAUGUAUGAAGUAGUUUCUUGUUUAUUUGACACUUAGAGUUGGUACCAACUUAAGGGUAUUUUUGAGAGUAAUUUUAACAUUUUUUGUGUGUGUGUGCGGUAUGUGGGCCUCUCACUGUUGUGGCCUCUCCCGUUGCGGAGCACAGGCUCCGGACGCACAGGCUCAGCGGCCAUGGCUCACAGGCCCAGCUGCUCCGCGGCAUGUGGGAUCUUCCCGGACCAGGGCUCGAACCCGUGUCCCCUGCAUUGGCGGGCAGACUCCCAACCACUGCGCCACCAGGGAAGUCCCAGCCAUUGAUAUUUUUGAAGAGUCCAGGCAAGGUAUUUUAUAGAAUAUCCCUUAAUCUGAAUUUGUCUUAUUGGUUACUCACGCUUAUAUUCUUCUCAAAUAUUUUUGGCAAAAAUACUGCGUAGGUGAUGUAAUAACCUUCUUAGUGCAUCACAUCAGGGGCACAUUAUAUUAGUUUGCCUGAUAUUGGUGAUAUAUGAUGGUUGAUCAUUUAGUUAAGUCUUUUCUCUGUUGUAAAAAGUGUGUCUUCCUCCAAUCUGUGGGGUGAUACUUGGACACUAUGUGAAUACCCUGUUCUCCAACAGUCUUUAACCCACUCAUUUUAGCAUAUGUUGAUGAUUCUUGCCUGAAUCAAUUUUUACUAUGCUGGCUGUAUUCAGUGUAGUUUAAUUUUAUAUUUCUCUUAAGAGGGAAACUGUACAUCUUUCAGUGUGUUUGAAUCAUAUUUCUUUGUGUGUCUGUUUGUGACCGUCGUUCAUUUUUGUUGGGUUAUAUUGGUCUUUUAAAUUGGUUUUGGGACUUUAUUUUUGUUUAAAUAUUAUGAAAUCAGCCCUUUGUGAUGUGUGUUGCAGAUAUUUCUCCCCAGUUUGUUGUACUAUUGUGGCUGUUUUUAUCAAGCAAAAAUAGAAAUAUUUACUCAUUUGUUUAUCCAUUGGUUUAUUUGGGUGUUUGAUGGUAUGAUUUAGUAGUCUUUUUCUUUUAUGAUUUGUAGGUUUGAUGUUACAGUUAGAGGGGCCAAACUUUGAGAUUAAUUAAAAAAAAAAUUCUCCCAUGAUGUUUUCUAGCUUGUUUGUUUUUUUUAUAAAUUUAUUUAUUUUAUUUAUUUAUUUUUGGCUGUGUUGGGUCUUCGUUGCUGGGCGCGGGCUUUCUUUAGUUGCGGUGAACGGGAGCUACUCUCCGUUGUGGUCACGGGCUUCUCAUUGUGAUGGCUUCUCUUGUUGCGGAGCAUGGGCUCUAGGCACACGGGCUUCAGUAGUUGUGGCAUGCGGGCUCAGUAGUUGUGGCUUGCGGGCUCUAGAGCGCAGGCUCAGUAGUUCUGGCGCACGGGCUUAGUUGCUCCGCAGCAUGUAGGAUCUUCCCGGACCAGGGUUUGAACCCGUGUCCCCUGCAUUGGCAGGCGGAUUCUUAACCACUGCGCCACCAAGGAAGCCCUAGCUUGUUUGUUUUAAUGGCAAAUUUUAAUAUAUAAUCUUGCCAACAAAAUCUGGAUUUUGGAAAGUGGAGGCAGAUUACCAGAACAUCUAAAUGUCAUCAUAAAAAUGUAUUCUUCCUUUGUCCAAGUGGAGUAGAAACUUCUAAGAGUUCGUAAAUGUUUGUAUUUGAAGUUCAUUAGUAUAUGAUAGGAAAUAAUGUAUCUUUUUGACCUUGUAAGGCAUUGGACAUCUGUAAAGAAAAAAACGUACUUCUCCCAUGUGUUUCUCCUUUACUCUAACACUACUGCCACACUCUCAACACUUCUGAUACCAGUUUGUGGGCUUUUCCCCACACCAAGCAAUUCGCUGUGACACCAGCUGAGUGUCCUGUGGUUUAACUCAGUGCUGACACUGUCUACCUGGAUAUCUACCUCAGGUUAAGGGUUCAGUCCCACAAGACUGCUGUUCCCCUGCUCUCCAUCUUUAGAUGCUAGUCACAAGUGCCAGGUUGUUACCUAUACUUCUGACCAACUGGCUGUAAAUCGUGGUUCCCAUGAUCCCCCUCCUUGGGUUCAAUAAUUUGCUAGAAUGGCUCACAGAAUUCAGGGAAACAUAUUUACCAGUUUAUUAUGAAAAUAAUAUGAUAAAGGAUAUAGAUGAAUAUCCAGAUGGAAGAAAUACCUAGGGCAGGGUAUGUGGGAAGGGGCAUGGAGCUUCUGUGCUCUUUUCUGAGCAAUCCACUCUCCCAGCACCUGCACAUGUUCACCAACUCGGAAGCUUCCAGAACCCCUACUUCGGGGAUUUUUAUGGAGGCUUUAUCACAAAGGCAUAAUUGAUCAUUAAUUCAGUUUCCAGCCCUUCUCUGGAGACUGGGGGCGUGGGACUAAAAGUUCUAAGCCUCUCAUCAUGGUUUGGGCUUUCUGGUGACCAGUCCUCAUCUAGGAGCCCACCAAGAGCCACCUCAUUAGAAGAGAACUCAUUCUUAUCCAGGAAAUUCCAAGGGAUUUAUAAGCUCAGUGUCAGGAACCAGAGUCAAAGACCAAAUAUUAGAACAAAAGAUGCUCCUUGUGCUCUUAUCACUUAGGAAAUUACAGGGGUUUGAGGAGCUCUUUACCUGGAACUGAGGGCAGAGACCAAUGUAUAUAUUUUCUGUUAUCUCACAGCAUUUGUCGUAGAAAUGAGAAAAUUUGGCAAGAACUCUUUCGUCUCUGGUGAAGUCUAUUUUAGUCCAUUUCAUUUAUUUUACUUUUAUACCCAACUUAAUUUCUUCAAGUUGUCAAGAUGUGAUGGUCAACAUAGAACUUGGUUGCUUUAAAUAUGCUUUCUUGAAUUGUGGAGAUAGAAAUUAACCCCAUCAAUUCUGCCUCUUUUUGUUUUCUUUUUGUAUAGUAUAUAUAUGACAUAAACGUCAUAUAUGUGUGUAUUUGUUGUUGUUAGAACUUUUGUAACAUUUAUUAGGACCUCCUGUGUCAUCUGAGUAAACCCUAGCUAUUAAAUACUCUGGUCUAAAUAUUUUAGGAGUGAGCUGUUGUUUCUUCCACUCCUCAAAAUAUAGAUUUUAAGUGCUGAUUUUAUAUUCUAGGUAGAACUGAAGUUUCCUGCACCAGGAAAGCCUGGAAA
This is a messenger RNA of Orcinus orca (killer whale), 5353 nucleotides long. RefSeq names its product SEC63 homolog, protein translocation regulator (gene SEC63). The transcript is spliced from 20 exons. Gene Ontology annotation, molecular function: RNA binding; transmembrane protein transporter activity. The coding region runs from base 163 to 2244 and encodes 693 amino acids. Gene Ontology annotation, biological process: post-translational protein targeting to endoplasmic reticulum membrane; SRP-dependent cotranslational protein targeting to membrane. NCBI's taxonomy places the organism in Eukaryota, Metazoa, Chordata, Mammalia, Artiodactyla, Delphinidae. Gene Ontology annotation, cellular component: Sec62/Sec63 complex. The record is from RefSeq and is a predicted model, not a curated record.